Molecule: messenger RNA, 2080 nt
Organism: Cuscuta epithymum
Lineage: Eukaryota; Viridiplantae; Streptophyta; Magnoliopsida; Solanales; Convolvulaceae
Source: the annotation of a GenBank genome assembly
ACGUGUGUUCAAAAUUAGAAAAUACGGAGUAAAAUGCAAUUUGGUCGACAAAUGUAAAAUGGAAGAGAGUAUUUCUUUAUUUAUUCUUUGAACAAUGAUGAUGCAACAACAUCUUGUCUGCAAGGCAGUUGUUCCCCGGCACGGCCACUCGCUCGCCAACCUACCCACCGAUUCCGUGCUGGUCUGCUAGGGUUUGGCCCGGAUUCUCGAUUAGGGUUUCUACCUCAAGUUCAAGAAAAUGGAGAGCUUCAACCAUCUAGGACAACAAGAGGCUGAUGGGCACAGAAACGGCACCGGUAGCUUCUUAUACUCCGGCUCCGUUCUCUCCGCACCGCCGAGUUACGACAGAACCACCACACCCGCCGCCGCCGGAAACUUCCACCUGCAGCCUUACGAUCAUCCCGUAGUGAAGACGGAAGGGGGAGUCACCACUUCCAAUCACACCCAAAGCUUUGAAGGUGAGGAUGAAGCUAUAAAGGCAAAGAUCAUUUCCCAUCCUCGGUAUUCCAAUCUCGUGGAAGCUUACAUGGACUGUCAAAAAGUUGGUGCUCCGCCGGAGGUGGCGGCGCGUCUCGGGGAGGUCCGGCAAGAGUUCGAGUCCCAGCAGCGAGAUUCAAUACUUGGUGGCAGAGAUAUAUCAUCUAAGGACCCAGAACUCGACCAGUUCAUGGAAGCAUACUAUGAUAUGUUAGUGAAGUAUAGAGAAGAGCUGACGAGGCCUUUACAAGAAGCAAUGGAGUUCUUGCGGCGGAUCGAAUCGCAGCUAAAUAUGCUAAGCAAUGGUCCUGUUCGGGUCUUCAAUAGUUCUGAUGAAAAAUGUGAGGGUGUUGGCUCAUCAGAAGAGGACCAAGACAACCACAGCGCCGGGGAAACCGAACUAACUGAAAUUGAUCCUCGGGCCGAAGACCGAGAGUUGAAGAACCACUUGCUGAGGAAGUAUAGCGGCUAUCUAAGCAGUUUGAAGCAAGAACUCUCAAAGAAAAAGAAGAAAGGGAAACUCCCCAAAGAAGCGCGUCAAAAGUUGCUUAGUUGGUGGGAGUUGCACUACAAAUGGCCUUAUCCUUCGGAAACGGAAAAGGUGGCGCUGGCCGAAUCAACGGGUUUGGAUCAAAAGCAAAUAAACAACUGGUUCAUCAACCAAAGGAAGCGACAUUGGAAGCCGUCUGAAGAUAUGCAGUUUAUGGUGAUGGAUGGGCUGCAUCCUCAAAAUGCAGCUCUUUAUAUGGACAGUCACUACAUGGGAGACGGUGCCUAUCGUUUGGGUCCAUAAUAAAUAACAUCAAAGUCGGAACUAACAUGCUGUAGGGACUUGUGAUGACUUAGUAGGGACAUGAAGGCUUGUUUGGGAAUGCCAUGGAAUAGUUACUUUUACACUACAACCUAUGCCGGGAGACUAAUGAAUUUAAAACCAAUCAAGUGUGAAGCAGAUUAGGACCGGGUGCUUUUAAUUAUUUAUGAGUAUGUAUUAUGUAUUGUAACAGGCAUGCAUGUAGUAAUGCAAAUUAAUUGUAUAUGGCUGAGAUUGAUGAUUCAAUUUGAACGAUCAUGCAUUCAUGCAUAUAGAUUUUCACAGUACGACUAUGCCCGUAGACAUUUGCUAUUGCUUUAUUCGGAACCUGGUUGCUAGCGGAGAACUAGCCCUGAAGUAUUGUAACACUAAUGAGCAGGUUGUCGACGUUCUUACGAAGUAAUAAUCACAGGCUAUACAUCGUUUCUUCCCUUUGCAGAUGGGACUAUCCGACUAUGGGAGUUGCUAAAUGUGAAGCAAGGGAGAGUGUUAACUGAGAUGCUUCAAAUUUAGUGGUGUACAACUAAAUUCCUAUUUUUAUGGCAUGAUUUCCUGUGCAGAUUGUUCUUUACUUUGUUGAAUUUGUAUUUCCAUCCUAUUAGGUGAAGUGGGCUAAGUUGGUGCCUAUGUUUAUUACCCACUUCUAGUAUUAUUUGCUGAUUUAUAAGAAUUGGAGUUGCUAUGCAAGUAUGCAACCUAUUUAACCAUGACAUUCUCAGUAAUAAAAGUCAAUGUUUCAUACUGUCUUUAAAAGAAGCAUUCCAAUUUCCACACUCUGUAUUUCAGUUUAUA